UCUUGAAUUGACGCGUGAUGGCCGUUUGGUGGAGGUUGCUCCUCGUCAUCUUAGCCGCAAUUGAGCGUACCAGUUGCCGAAACACAUUUUCAACCGAGCCAGAAUACAUGGCCCUGGGGUACUUCAAAAAGUCACAAAAACUGCUGGACACACUUAUCCAUCAUGACUAUCAGGAUACGGUGCAGGAAAUUGCAAGAGCUAAUCGAGAUUUUCAGGAUACGAUACAGGAACUUGCAAGAGCUAAUAGAGAUUAUCCGGAUCUUGCCCGGGGGUUUCACAGAAAAGUUUCGAAGGUGUUAGAUGAAGAAAUUAGUCAAGAUUACGAACAAAGCAUCGAUUCAUUCAGUCCCAUGAUAGGGAAGCGGCGCGUGCGCUCUCAAAAGAUGCGCCGCGAAAAGCUAAACCUUCAGGGAGUGCGAAGCCAUCGCGCGCAUUCUCUUGACGCGGGACGUCGCCGGAGACUACAGCCCGAUCCAACCUCAAAAGGAUAUUAGGGUUAUCCGUUUAGGUCUUA
Molecule: messenger RNA, 514 nt
Organism: Cydia strobilella
Lineage: Eukaryota; Metazoa; Arthropoda; Insecta; Lepidoptera; Tortricidae
Exons: 3
Coding region: 18-494 (158 amino acids)
Source: RefSeq, a predicted model, not a curated record